AUGACUGUCUCUGAGGAUGUGAUGCCCCCUGGCGAACCUGAGGUUGGCAGUACUUGGUUCACACCAAGUCUUUUUGCCUCCUUUGUCAUCAUGAUGCUCCUCAAUGUGAGUGCAGCUUUCUUCGCCUACCCAUGCAGAUGGCUGGUGGGCAAUGGGGAGUGGGCUUUUGUCCUGGUCACCGGCCCUCUAUUCCUAAUGAGCCUCUGGAGCCUGGUAUCGUUGAACAUCUCGGACCCAGGCAUUUUACAUCGAGGCUCCUUGGAGCAGGACCCGGAAGCAGGACACACUGCCUGGAUGUUCAGUCACGCAUUCCAGAUGCCCUGGUGUCAUCAAUGCAAGUUCCACCGCACACCUCGCACCCUCCACUGUGCGACCUGUAACAUCUGCGUGGAGGAGUCUGACCAUCACUCAAGGUGGGUCAACAACUGUAUUGGGCAUCGGAACAUCCAGUGGUUCCUGCUCCUGCUGGUGUCCCUGUCUCUCUACCUGGUUGCCCUUCUGGUGACCUGUGUCAUCUUCCUGGUGUGCACCACAGGCAUGCCAUUGUCCACGGACAAAACCAUGGUGUAUCCAACACAGUCCCAAGGGCCCACACUGGGAACUCCACAUGCUGUGGAUAGGGAGCGACAAACAGCCCAGGGACGGAACUCCUAG
Sciurus carolinensis (gray squirrel) is the source of this 654-nucleotide messenger RNA. Its product is annotated as palmitoyltransferase ZDHHC19-like. The transcript is spliced from 4 exons. Gene Ontology annotation, molecular function: protein-cysteine S-palmitoyltransferase activity. The coding region runs from base 1 to 654 and encodes 217 amino acids. Gene Ontology annotation, cellular component: endoplasmic reticulum; Golgi apparatus. Gene Ontology annotation, biological process: peptidyl-L-cysteine S-palmitoylation; protein targeting to membrane. NCBI's taxonomy places the organism in Eukaryota, Metazoa, Chordata, Mammalia, Rodentia, Sciuridae. The record is from RefSeq and is a predicted model, not a curated record.